UUUUUUUAAUAAAAAUUCUCGAAACACAAUCACAAGUCAAAAUGGAAUUAUAAGGGUUUAAAAGGUUUCAAGUCACUUUUAGUCAGUCUCUACAUUUUAUUCAUUCGGAAUUUGUUUGGCCAAAAUUUCAUCCCAGUCAACGUCGUCCAAUUCUUCGAGUAACGACGAAUUCAAGCGAAUGAUGAGAAUGUCGUUCAAAAUGUCGGGAGACAAAUUACAUCGGCGGCGAUCAUAAAUGAAAUCCAAUGAAGAAAAGCCUCGCUCAACACUCGUUUGUCCAUUUGGCACAGCAAAAAGAACUUUGGCUAGUUCGUAUAAGAGUGGAAAUUUGCCUUUGUUAUUCUUCCAGUACGCCAAAAUUUCCACUUCUCUGUCAAUUCGUCUGACUUUCUUGAAACGUUGGAUUUCAUCUUGAAUGGGUGAAUCGGAAGCCGAUGGAUCCAUUUCUUGGUUUUCAUCGCCUUCAUCUGCGUCCAAAUCAGCUGCCAUCAAUAGUACUUCAAGUUCAUCCAUUUCACGGUCAUUUUGCUGAUCGUUUGGCUUCUUUUUUUGUAAUUUUGAGUGCAACGCGAUCAGCUCACAUAGUGCCACUUGUUGCUCGCCUUGAUUCAGUAUUGAUUUGUAUCGUGGAUCAAGGAAAAUAGCCGCAAAAACACUUGGAUUUUUAAUUACAUGUUCUCUUUCAUCCAAACAUUUCAAUAUGUUUUUCGCCAGUGGUGUUGUGUUCCGGCGGAGUUGAAUUUGGAGCAUGUUCCACAGUGCCCACAUGUCAGUGAGUGUACACUUGACAGCCUGAAGUUUGAUAGAUGGUACAUAUGCAAUUACCAAGACAUCUAUAAUGCUUCUCAACUGAUCCCAAUGAUAGAAGCCAUAUUUUGCGUCUUCCUCUGCUAGUUGCUGCACAAACGGUUUCAAUUCCCAAAUGCUUUUCAGCUGAAACAUUUUUCAUUAUAUAAUAAUAAUGCAAGCAAAGUAUUUUAUCAAACUUGUUCAACUCACCAUUAUAUAUUUUGAGUUCCAACGUGUUGGAACGUCAAUUUGAGGUAAUUUGUGGCUGGUCUCCGUCCGAAUACGAGUCAAAAUAGUUGGUGUACGUAGUUGCUUGACAAGAUCGCGUGCUGCUGUGAUACAAUUUUUGACCGUAGCUGUAGAUUUUAUCCCUUUUUCAACUGCCAAAUGUAAAGAAUGGCUGGCGCAACCGAUUGUAUUUGUUGAUUUGAUGUGAAUGUCUUUGUUACGUGCUGCAUAUUUCUCUGCCACAUUUGAAAUAAGGUCGGCAUAAUAUUGGCAAUCAGUAAGCAUGUUCAAAAUUGCGUCUUCAAAUUCGUCUUCGGUCAGCAUUCUUGGCUCAUCUUCAUCAUCUUCUUGGCUCGGCACAUUGGUUUCAACACCUUCAGAUGUGUCGUCGUCAGCUGCUUCAUCCAGGAGUCUUCCCGCUUUACUCAUAUUGAAUGCAUUAUCGGCAAUGAAAGAAAAGACCUGAUCUGGUGCAAGUCCGAACCCUUCUUCUAACAACUUGAUUAUGUCAUCCACAAUAUUUUCUGAUGUGUGUCGAUGAGUAAUUUCCUCCAUUGAUAUCGUUCGAAUGACUGUUUGAUCGUUGAUAACACACGAUGUAUUGACCCCAAGUAUGGAUCUCUUAUUUUUCGUUGCGAUAUCGACCAUAAUGUUGAACAUUUCAUCUUUUAGCUCAGCUGAAAUUUUCUUCCGGAUCACAGCAGCUGUAGCUUUGAUGUAACCAUGAAUGUUUCGUGAUGUAAUUUGUAGCCCACAAGUCUUCAAUGCGUUGAAAUACUGAAUACCAUAAAAACAUGCACCAAAUUUAUUCAUAAAACAUCGGAAAUUGAAUUGCAAAUAUUUUUUUGUUGGAAAAAUAAUUACCGGUGCCAGGAGAACUUGAAAGUUAUUGAGAUCAACCAGUGGUUUUCCUCGAAUCGUAACAACUUUUAACAAUGAUUCAACGAUUUGGCGAGUUGUGACGUUGAUUUUGAUUGUAUGCAUUUUUCGUGCCAAUGACACAACAUUUUCACAUUCAAUUGGAUGACAUGUUUUCUUCGAACAACUCUCAAAAUGCCGCUUUAAAUUCCACUUGUUGAAUCCCUUAAAUUUAGCAUCACAACCAUAACAAGUCGUCCGUCCCAAAACCCUAUCGUGGUGAAAAGUUUCGAAAAUUUCCUCCUCUGUCAGAUUACUCAUAUUGGCCGAAAAAUUUUGUUCAAAAAACUCAAACCAUUUUCAAAUGCUAAACUGUCAAGUGUCCACACACAAAUGAGAGAUUGUUUUAUUUCCAUUGCUGAAACUGUGUAACACAUUUGUCAACACUUUCUGCUUUUACCGUUAAUCGGACCGCACACGAAGCAAACAUCCGAACGUGCGGUGUACGCACAGUUGAGUUUCUGAUCUAUUGCUCAUGCUGUUGAUGCUGCUGCUGUCAGCUGAAACAAUGUGAUUGUUGUUGUCGCUGUGUGCACUGUGUUUAUGUGCUACCACUCUUGCCAACCUGAGACUGUCACAUUUCAAAUUUCGGCAUCGGAUCAUAUUUCACAACAAACACUUCGCAGUGAAAAAGUAUAAAACAAGCAAGUGAAUCGUUUGGUUUGCAAAAAUGUUUUUUUGGGUAUUAUUGAACUGUAAUCGAAAGAUUUUGGUUCCAAUAAAUCAUUUUGAUUUGUCGAACAAUGGACUUUGCACAUUUUAUAAUGGUGGUGGAAUUGGAAAAAAAAUAUCCAAAGUGUUUUACUCUGCCAACAAACGUGCUGAAGCCAACUUUGAUCUGGACAUUUCAACAACAUUCGAACAAGGUGUUGAUGCUUGCUAUAGCGGAAAAAUUUUAGCAUGUUUCGGUAAGAGUUGGAUUAUUUUAAGCUAACGAUUAAUGGAUGGUAUGGAAUUUUUACAUAUAUUUAUUUUAGGUACCGAGCGCGAAGCUGUUUCUGCUGGAUUGAUGCAUGAAACCGAAAUUGGUGCAUCGUUGGGUUUGCCAGGCAAUGAUGGUAAUGAAGCCGAUGUUAAACAAGAGGAUGAAGAAGAACAACAGAAAAAACGACAGGAGCAAAUCGAAUUGUUGAAGAAAGCCGCUAUGUAUCUGCGAAAUCGCCUCGGUAUGAAUGACAUUUUGGAUGGAGAAUUGGCCGAUUUUCAAGAUGUACUAAACGUCGACGAAGAAAAUGAUGACGAUACGAUUGAAUCGCUUUCAAAUGAUGAUACAUCUAUUUCGGUUGAUUCACCAUCAGCAAAUGCCGAUUUGGAAGUUGAUGGUCGCCAAUUUGAUCCCUUUUCUGGUUACAUGAACUUUGUUAUUUCUCUGAAUGGAGACCGAAUCUAUACUGACGCCAAUUUAACACUUCGCCAACAAGCUGUUAAAAUGUGGUUGUAUUUGAACAGUGAUGCACCAUUCAAUGGACCAACAUACGAUGAAAAAUUUCUUCGUGGCUUGCUUUUGGAAAUUUUCGGUUUCAACAAUCUUGCAAAGUUUGAAUUGGAUCGAACAAAGCUGGAUUUCAUUCGAGAUGUAUUUCUUGUGCGUGUUUUGGAUGAUGAUUCACGUAUGUCCCACUUCGAAGGAUAUGUUCAGAAGAAGUGCAAUGAAUGCAAGGAAAAACUCGAGUCCAACCAACAGUUUUAUUCUCUUGUUAACAAAUAGACUAGAGAACCGACUCAUUCAUUUAUUAACUUUGGUCCACGAUGUAUACAAUUUACUAUGUUGAAAAUGAAUGUAUAAAUCGAACAACAUUAUAAGAGUGAACAAAAUCAUUUUUGAUAAUUUAAAUAAAAAAAA
Molecule: messenger RNA, 3778 nt
Organism: Sitodiplosis mosellana (orange wheat blossom midge)
Lineage: Eukaryota; Metazoa; Arthropoda; Insecta; Diptera; Cecidomyiidae
Exons: 3
Coding region: 2876-3643 (255 amino acids)
Source: RefSeq, a predicted model, not a curated record